GCGAGGGCGCUAUCGCCCGCGGGCGCCACGCUUUAGUUUCACCUGCGCCCGCGACAUGCCGCGACCCCUCCUGUCGCCACGCGCGCGCGUUUGUGUUCGCAGGGGCUUCAGCGUGAGCGUCUGCGGCCGCCAGCAUAUCUUCAAGCCCGUGUCGGUGCAAGCCAUGUGGUCGGCAUUGCAGACCCUUCACAAAGUGAGCUGCAAGGCCCGUGAGCAGAACUACUUCCAAGGAGGGCUGACCCACGACUGGGUGAGCUACUAUGAGCAGCGAAUUGAAUCAGACCGCAGCUGUCUCAAUGAGUGGCAUGCCAUGGACAGCCUGGAGUCACGCAGGCCCCCCUCGCCUGACUCCGUGCGCACAAAACCACGAGAACGUGAAGAAACUGAAUGUGUGAUCAGAAGUACAUUGAAAGAAAUCAUGAUGUCUGUAGACUUGGAUGAAGUUACAUCAAAGUACAUUAGAUCUCGUUUGGAAGAAGAUCUUGAUAUGGAUUUGGGGGAAUACAAGUCCUUCAUUGAUCAGGAAAUGCUUACAAUUCUUGGUCAAAUGGAUGCUGCAACUGAAGUCUUCGAACAUGUUUAUUUGGGUUCUGAAUGGAAUGCCUCCAAUCUAGAAGAGCUUCAAAAGAAUGGUGUAAGGCACAUUCUUAAUGUGACCAGAGAAAUAGAUAACUUCUUCCCUGGAAUGUUCAAUUAUCAGAACAUCCGGGUUUAUGAUGAUGAGAAGACAGAUUUGCUGAAACACUGGGAUAAUACUUUCAAAUACAUUACAAAUGCUCAGAAAGAAGGUUCAAAAGUACUUGUACACUGCAAGAUGGGUGUCAGUAGAUCUGCUUCAGUUGUUAUUGCUUAUGCCAUGAAGGCUUAUAAUUGGGAUUACAAACGGGCUUUUGAUUACGUUAAGCAAAAGCGAACCUGUAUAAAACCAAAUACAAGUUUUGUAUCUCAAUUAGAAACUUAUCAGGGUAUUUUAGAUGCCAUGAAGAACAGGGAAAAACUUCAGAGAUCUAAAUCUGAAACAAAUUUGAAAUCUCCCGGACUAUCUGCCAAAUCUGAACAGACAGGAAGCAGUCGAAGUGUAGGUGAAACAGGCACUAUGUCGGGCCCAUCUGAGUCUCAUACAGAACCAGAUGGUGCAAGUUUAUUAGCUGAACCAUCAUGGAACCUACGAGUAUCUGGUCUUGAACUUGGGAAGCAAGGAAAUCGACCAAAGUCCUGGUCUCCAGACAAUAAUUCAGCAAACGCUCUCCUAUCUGGGAAUGCUGUACCAGGUCCUGCUUCUGUGUCCUUGGAACAACUUCAUUUGGAGGUUUCUUCAUCUGUUAAAGAACAGUCUUCACCUGUUGCUCCAGAAAAUAUUGUAGUAAAAGUAGCAGAAACUACUCCAGCUGAGCCUGCUACCCCUUCUGUUGCAAACCCACAACCGGCUCAUGCAGGGGACAAGGCACCUUCAGAACCAGAAGCUCGCAAUUACCGAAUGCCAUGCAAGAAUGGUCAAGCAUACAGUGUGUCCCAAAAUAAAGUGGUUCACCUUCCAGCAUCUCCUGGAGCUGUUGUUCCUUCUGUAAAACAUAGAGUGAAUGAACUGGAAUUACAAAGUGGUCAGGUUUCGACUACUACUGGUAAGAAGACUGUAGUAGAUAGAAAAGGAAUGGUUCUUAAUCUAACCACUCAAUUUGAAUCAAAUGGCUCAAAGCCAAGUUCCCCUACAGAACAAGAAGAGGGGGAUGAGAAUGAAUGUGUACAUAAUACUACAGGAAAGGAUAAUGAGGAAGAAGAAGAACCUGUGAUGUCACAGACAAAACUUGCUCCUCAGAUGUUGACAGCAGUCCUAGUCAAAAAGGAAAUUUGGGAUCCAGGAGAGAAAGAAUCUCCAACAACAUGUGCUGUUGAACAAGUGAGACCUCUCACUUCAGUAUCCUCCUUUGUGCCUAGCACUGAAAACCUAGUCUGGACUUCAUCCACUGAACUAGUGGAGAAGAGAGUGCCUGAACUUUCAGAAGUCAAAUAUGAUACUCCUAUAUAUAUUUCUGAAGUUAAACUUUUGGAUGGUAGUGAAGAAAGAGAAAUUUCACAGACAUCUGUGUCUAACAAAUUAGAAACUAAUGAAAGAGUUGGAACAAGAAAGGAAGGUGAUCCUUUUUCUGCACAAGUGGAUAGAGUAUUUGAUAGGGAAGAACGUAAACAACAGAGAGCUUCUGUUGCUGCAAUACCAAUUACAACAGGAGCUUUGCCUUUGGCUCCUUCUUAUGUAACUGAAAUUACAUCAGAAAUAGCUCGAGAAUGUCCUUCACGGCAAAGUUCUUGGAGCUCGUAUGACAGUGCUGUUGUGCUUGGUUAUCAGGGUGAACCUCGAAAUGCUCCCUCUAGGCAGAGUUCAUGGGGCUCUGGAGACACAAGAUGGACAUAUGGGGGAACCCUUCCAUCGAGAAACAGUUCUUGGGGCUCAUAUGACAUGAGACCUCCUACAAUGCAAUUUGUAACUGAGCAAGGUGAAAAAGAGCAAGCAAUGGAAGAUUUGUUUGGCAGUAGCAGUAGUGGCAUGUUUGCAUAUGAUCGUCAAGACAUUCCCUGGUAUCAGGGGACAGUUAAGAGAACAAAGCAGAAGUUGGAAGAAGGCACAAACACUGUAAAGCGUGUGUGUUCUGAUAGCCAACCUCGUUGUAGUUCAGCUUCCCCUCCCUCUUCAGGACCCAGUGUAUCUCAAUCACCUAGUCGGUCAACAGAUGCACCCACUAGCAUGAACAUGAAGAUCCAUGCUCCCAGGCCAUAUCAAAAUCCUUCUUCAGACAGGUUGUUGUCAAGUGCGGGCUUCCCAUUUCCCUCAUCUGAUCAGCAUCGUGACCUCUGUGCAGUGGACAAAACUCCAGUUACUCUCAUCCUACCUUUUGAUGGACAAAACAGUGCCCUAAUUCACUAUGCUAGUUCCCCAACUCUCUGUUCACAUAAUGAAGCAUUGAAUACUUCUUCAGACAAAAUGACUACAUCACAACCUAAUAUUACUAUUUUAGAUUCUUCAAAAAUCUGUGGACAAGAAGCAUCUCAAUCAAGUGCCAUAUGCAGAAAUCCAGGUUACAGUGAGAAUGACUUUUCCUGCCCACUAAGUAUGUCAUCCAACUCCCUUGUUGAUAGUGUGUGUCCUCUUUCUAGUAGUGCCCCAACAACAUCAACACCUAACCUUAUGAACAGUAUUGUGUCAACAUCUUCAAACUCAGUACCAGUUGUGUCAACCGUGUGUGCGAGUCCUUUGUGUGUCCUGUCAGUUUCUGUAGAUCCCCUAAGUUCAACUACUAGUCCCAUUUCUGUACUCAAAUCACAGUGUUCUUCAGUGAAACAACAGAAGAAAGUCUUAGAAAAUUUAACUAACAUAUCAAAUAAAAGCAUGUCAAAUGAUGAUGCUGUUAAUUUAACCAAAGACUCUGCAUUGCCAUCUCGGGUGGCAGAUAAAGAUGCACAAAAAAGUGUGUCUGGACUUGUGCAAAAUUUAAAAAAGGAAUUUGAAGCUAAGUCUGUGUCAAAGACUGAGAAACCUUUAGUGUCUGGGGACAAUUGUGUCAAUGAAAUAGAAUCCAGUGGUGAAUCAAAAUCAAAAAGAUCCGAUAACAUUAAGGUGAGAAGUUUACCAUCAUCUCCUGUGAGUGUACAUCCAGAGUGUAAAUCUCCUGAUAGUCUGAGUCCAGCAAGCACAACUGAAGAUCUAUCAGUUAGAAAACUAGUAGAAAAAUAUCAAGAGGGCAAAAAUAAAAUUCCAUCACCAACAUCUGGAAACAGAAUGAGGUUUAUCUCUGAAAAUGAAAACAUUCCUCGCAAGUUGGAAAAUGCUUUAAACCAACCAUGCGUUCCCCCCCGAAAAUCAAGUUUAGAUAUUGGCACUAUUCAUAAUCAGAACAAUUCCCAUUUCAACAAAGGUCCUUUGUACAUACAUAAUAUAAAAAAUGGCACGAGUGGAGGCUGUGAAAGGAAGGAAAGUGGUGAUGACUUCCAUCGACCUCCAGCCCCUGCACCUGUUGCCUCUACUACUCCUUCAGCAGUGGUUGCAAGUGUCAUGGCAAUGGCUGCAAGCAAGAAACAGCAACAUGGCAGCACCCAUCCUCUGUCACGAUUGGCAAUUAAUAAGCCUCGGCACAAUAACCCUGUCUAUAAUACUAUGUGACAAUGUUGGCAGGCCUGGCUGUGAAAACCGUUUUGAGUGAAUGAAUGGUUCAUUAACGCUAGUAAUUUAUAUUUUUUUAGAGAGGUUAUUAUCACAGAUUCUGAGGGGCAGUUUCUUUAGAAUUUGUGACUUGUGUGAAUGGUUUUAUUACUUGUCUUUCCUGAGCAAAUUAAAUGUUUGUUGAAAAAUAAAAAAUUAGUUUUCUAAAUGACAAAUCAUGUAUUGUGGCAGAAAUACUGAAUAUACAGCAAGUUGUUCAGUCUUGCUUUCAUUCUUUUUAUGAUAUAUUUAUUGAGUGUUAUCAGAAAUAUUAACAAUGAGAAAGCGUAAGUUGGAAAAUAUAUUUGUACUUUAAACAUUUUAGCAACUUCUCAGUUGGGAUCUCUGGAAUUCACUAAUUGACGCUAAAUUCCCAAUUCCAAAAAUUUUGACAAUUCUUUAUUCUCUUUUUCUUUUGCACUCUUUAUCAUUUUCCUCAAGACAAUACGCGAGUAUAUGUUACUUAUGAUAUAUAUUGCAAAAAUGUUCCAUGUUGAGUUUCAUAAAAUUCCAUGUUUUCUGUUAUUUAAGUGUUCACCAUGUUAGUACAAUGCUGUGCUAAUUGACAUUUUGCUGUAUAUUGGUAUUUUAUUCUGAAUUUAUACAUUUCUAACUAUGUUGGAUGGACCAAAACACAUCACAUUUUCCAAUUAGCUUAAUUAUGGCACAGCUUUUAAAAUGUUAAUAAUUAUUAUGGAAAAAGACUGCGUUUUAAUUUUAUUUUUAUUCUCUUCCUAUUGUGCCUGCAGUGUUAAAUUUCUUGUCACUGUGUAAAACUAUUAUAGUUGUUUGCUGAUGAACAGAAGGUAUUAAAACUGUAAAGGAAAUCAAUGUCAAGAAAUCUAGUCUUAAAAAGCUUGCGAGUGACAAAGCAGCUAAAAAUCUGAAACUCUAAUGUGACAAUAGUGAAGUGUGUGUAUGUGUUACUACAGCAGAAAUACAAGUGAUGUGUUGAGUGUCAAUCUUUUCAAGAAGUAUUGGGCAAGUACAAUAGAAGAUGAAGCACAGAAGUUGAAACUAGUGCCCAAGUCUUAAAAGUUUUCUUUGUUCUUGCUUUUGUGUAAAUGUUUUGUGAUCUGUGUGUAAAAUUUUGUACCAUAGUUUAUAUGAAACAAGUAUAUAUAUUGUUUAUUGCUUGAGUUGAAUUUUUUACGUGUUGUUUAUCAAACUUCUUAUCCAUCUUAUAUUAAAGUAGGAAUGCUGAUAGGAUAUUUUUAGUUCCACAAGAAAGUUAAAUGAGACAAUAUUUUAUUAUUGAUUAAGUUGCAAACACCGAAAUUGAAAAAAUCAUAAUAUUUAUAUAUAAUCAUAAACUUCAAAAAAUAAUAAACAUAAUAUUGAAAUGGAUAUACAAUAAUAUCAGUAUUAAAUACUGAAAUCAAAUUCAUACACUUUCUUCCCAGAGCAGAAACUAAUUUUUGGCAUGACAACUAAAUCUGGAGUUUUGGGUUGUGUUUUGCGUUUCACUAUUCCACCAACAUCAAGUGAAUAUACUCCCACUGGAAGAUUACGAAUUCUGCAUACAGCCUGUUCAUGAAAGAAAUCAUUCAAUUAAAUUAAAAAAACUGCCUUUGAAAACUAUUCUUAUAUUUGGCAUGCAUAAAUGCUAAAUUAUUUUAACAUCAAAUACUUGCAGUUAAAUUUGACUUGUCCACUAUUCGAAUUAAAUUUUGAUCCGUACCACCCAUUACCAUAACAUCUUUCGGAAGAAACUGUCCACAGUAGAGCUGAAUACAGAAAUUAUGAAAACAAAUGGAUAAUUUGCAGUGCACAUGUGUUCAGAACUCCUAAAAAAUAAGUUUGAUAAAACAACUGGCAGUCCACCAUUCUUUUCUGAGCAAGUGAUAACUUUA
Gryllus bimaculatus (two-spotted cricket) is the source of this 6045-nucleotide messenger RNA. Lineage: Eukaryota; Metazoa; Arthropoda; Insecta; Orthoptera; Gryllidae. The record is from the annotation of a GenBank genome assembly.